Corticium candelabrum is the source of this 1088-nucleotide messenger RNA. Its product is annotated as transcription factor MafB-like. Gene Ontology annotation, molecular function: RNA polymerase II cis-regulatory region sequence-specific DNA binding; DNA-binding transcription factor activity, RNA polymerase II-specific. Gene Ontology annotation, cellular component: nucleus. The coding region runs from base 91 to 777 and encodes 228 amino acids. The transcript has a single exon. The record is from RefSeq and is a predicted model, not a curated record. Gene Ontology annotation, biological process: regulation of transcription by RNA polymerase II. Lineage: Eukaryota; Metazoa; Porifera; Homoscleromorpha; Homosclerophorida; Plakinidae.
AGCACGACUGACUCAUUCACUCGACCGACACACGAGAGUACGUAUUGCUGUGUGGGUGUUACCCAUUGCACAAAUUGUUGACAAAGUACUAUGUCUGACUUCGCAAAAGUCCCUGACGUCAAUCUGCUCGAUCAGUUCUCACCAGAUCACAUGGAGCCGGAGCCGCUCGAGCUCAACUUCGAAGCAAUCAAGAAUGGAGGAAUGACACCAGAAAUCCUCAGCGAGCUGAACCAGCUCGUCGGCAAUCCUUGGUUUCCAACAUCAAACGACCAACAGGUCACCAGAGGACAUUUUCAAAGAGACAGCUCGAUUGCUGCUCUCGAAGAUUUGCUCCAGCAAGCUGCUCAUGCUGCCUACACUAUGCCUGUCACGUCUGUAGCUGCGGUGUCUUCUUAUGCUGUCAUCCAAGAACCACCCAGUCCGUCCAUGUCUUCUGUAUCACUCGAGUCGGAUGCAGACUGUAGGAUCGGUGAUGAGAGCUUGAUGAAGAUGUCAGUGAGAGAGCUAAACAUGCAGCUAAAGGGCGUGUCCAAAGAAGAGGUGCUCAAAGUCAAACAGAGGAGGAGGACAUUGAAAAAUCGCGGCUACGCGCAGAACUGCCGCACGAGAAGGAUGCAGCAGAAGGAUGAGCUUGAAGAAGAGAGAGACGCACUGCGGGGGAAAAUCAUGGAUAUGACUCAACAGAUUGCAACACUCAGAUGCGAGCGAGACACAUGGAAAUCAAGAUACGAGCAACUUCUCACCGGACAACGACUGAUUUCUCCACUAAAUUGCUGACGAGGGCAAAGGACUUUUCACGAACUCAAGUGCAAAACAAAUGACUGUGAUUGGUAUAAAAAUGUUAGAAAACCCAGAAAAAGGUAAAAAUAGAAAAUUAGAAAAAAUGGUGCAAAAGUCCUUUUGCUGAACGUUUGAAUGUUAUGGCUGUAAAUAUGGCUGCUAGAUGGUCUUUCAAAUUGUGAAAGCUGGAGAGUAUUUUGUAUAGAGCAGAUGUACAUAUGAUUUAUAGGAUGUAUGUAUUUGAAUGGUCUGUAUUGAUAUUAACUUUAUGUGGUAUAUAUGAAAUACAGAUGUUUGAUUGUAUGUGA